AUGGAGCGGUGGCGUGACCGGCUGGCACUGGUGACGGGAGCCUCGGGGGGCAUCGGCGCGGCCGUGGCCCGGGCCCUGGUCCAGCAGGGUCUGAAGGUGGUGGGUUGUGCCCGCACCGUGGGCAACAUCGAGGAGCUGGCUGCCGAAUGUAAGAGUGCAGGCUACCCCGGGACUUUGAUCCCCUACAGAUGUGACCUGUCGAACGAGGAGGACAUCCUCUCCAUGUUCUCGGCGGUCCGCUCUCAGCACAGUGGCGUGGACAUCUGCAUCAACAACGCUGGCCUAGCCCGGCCCGACACCCUGCUCUCAGGCAGCACCAGCGGCUGGAAGGAAAUGUUCAACGUGAACGUGCUGGCCCUCAGCAUCUGCACACGGGAAGCCUUCCAGUCCAUGAGGGAGCGGAAGGUAGAUGACGGACACAUCAUCAACAUCAACAGCAUGAGUGGCCACCGGGUGCCACCCCCGGCCGAGACCCAUUUCUACAGCGCUACCAAGUACGCCGUCACCGCGCUGACGGAGGGGCUGAGGCAAGAGCUCCGGGAGGCCCAGAGCCACAUCCGAGCCACGUGCAUUUCUCCAGGAGUGGUGGAGACACAGUUCGCCUUCAAACUCCACGACAAGGACCCCGAGAAGGCAGCCGCCACCUAUGGACACAUGAAGUGUCUCAAACCUGAGGACGUGGCCGAGGCUGUCAUCUAUGUCCUCAGCAUGCCCCCACAUGUCCAGAUCGGAGACAUCCAGAUGAGGCCCACGGAGCAAGUGACCUAG
Messenger RNA from Rangifer tarandus platyrhynchus (Svalbard reindeer), 768 nucleotides. The record is from the annotation of a GenBank genome assembly. NCBI's taxonomy places the organism in Eukaryota, Metazoa, Chordata, Mammalia, Artiodactyla, Cervidae.